AUGUCUGAGAACGUGGUUGGUCUCAACGUCCAGAAGGUUGUCGAACCUGACGCCGACCAGGGCGUUCACCCCGAGAAGACUCGAGAGAAAGUCGACCCGGAGGCCCAGACCAACUCCGUCGAGGCAACGAGCGUCGUCGACUAUGAGACCUAUCCACUCCCGACCGAGGAGGAGCGCUCGACGCUGCGCAAGGUCCACGACUCCAUCCCUCUGACCGCAUGGUCUCUCUGUGUCGUUGAGAUGGCCGAGCGCGCCUCCUUCUAUGGUGUCAAGGCCGCCUUUAACAACUACCUCCAGUUCCCGCUCCCCGAGGGCGGACCCGGUACAGGUGCCAUCGACCCCAGCAAGCCCAACUCUCACGCUGGCGCUCUCGGUCUCGGUCUGCGUACUGCUUCGGCGCUUGGUCUCUUGUUCACCUUCCUGGCCUAUGUCAUCCCCAUCUUCGGCGCCUGGAUCGCAGAUGUCAAGAUCGGUAGAUACCAGGCUAUCGGAUGGGGUGUCUUCAUUGGUGGUGUAGCACACGUCAUCAUGGUUGGAGGCGCGGCUCCGGCCGUUUUGCAAGCCGGCAGGGGUGUCGCUCCCUUCCUCAUCAGUUACUUCCUGCUUGCAAUCGGUGCCGGUAUCUUCAAGCCCAACGUGGCUCCAACGGUCAUUGACCAAUACAAGCACCAGAAGGAGUACACCAAGGUUCUCAAGACUGGUGAAAAGGUCAUCGUCGAUCCCGAGACGACCAUCAGCCACAUUAUGCUUAUCUUCUACGCCUUCAUCAACGUCGGCGCAUUCUUCUCGAUCGCUGUCGUCUACAUCGAGAAGUACCACAGCUUCUGGUUGGCUUACCUCAUCCCGGGAAUCGUCUACUUCCUGCUUCCGGUCUUGUUGGCUGCUACGUAUAAGCGCACUGUCAGGCUCCCGCCCCAGGGUUCAGACCUGAACCGCUUUGUCAAGAUCACUGUCGCCGCGCUGAAGGCUAGCAAGGGCAACAUUUUGGCCAAGAACUUCUGGCACAAAGUCCAGCCCAGCACCAUCUACUCUGAGACCAGCCUCCGCGUCAGCUACUCCGAGAAGGACGUCGACGAUGCGAGACGUACCUGGGAAGCUGUUCAGAUCUUCCUCUACAUCCCUAUUUGGUACCUGAACGAUGGUGGUGUUGGCAACGUCCAGAGCAACCAGGGAGCUGCCAUGACCUCUGAUGGUGCGCCAAACGAUCUGCUUAGCCACUUCAACCCCUUGGUCAUUAUCGUCUUCUCGCCUUUCAUGGCGCAGGUUGUCUACCCCUUCCUCAAGCGCAAGGGUAUCAAGUAUGGACGCAUCAGCCGCAUGACGACUGGCUUCAUCCUCGCUACCAUUUCGUCCGUCAUCGGUGCCAUUGUUCAAUGGAAGGUGUACGAGACCAGCCCUUGCGGCUACUACGCCAGCGACUGCGAUGGCGUCUCGCCCAUUUCUAUCUGGUGGCAGAUUCCCAACGUCGCCCUGGGUGCCAUGUCUGAGAUCUUCGUCAACGUCACCGCGUACGAGCUGGCCUACGCCCGUGCUCCCGAGCACAUGCGUUCGACGGUCGUCGCCCUCUUCCUCUUCAUGACGGCGCUGAGCAGUGCUCUGGGCCAGAUCUUGCUUCCAUCGAUCGCUGACCCGACUUUGGUGUGGGCUUGGGCUGCUCCCGGAAUCGCUCUGGCCGUGCAGACUGUCGUAUUUUGGUUUAGACACCGUCACAUGAACGACGAGGUCUUCAUGACGUACAAGGAGGACUACCAGAGCGCCAGCUCGAUUGAGAAGAAGAGCCUCGACAAGGAGGAGAAGUGA
Colletotrichum siamense is the source of this 1800-nucleotide messenger RNA. RefSeq names its product Peptide transporter PTR2 (gene PTR2-0). Bases 1 to 1800 code for a protein of 599 amino acids. NCBI's taxonomy places the organism in Eukaryota, Fungi, Ascomycota, Sordariomycetes, Glomerellales, Glomerellaceae. Gene Ontology annotation, cellular component: membrane. Gene Ontology annotation, biological process: transmembrane transport. The transcript has 4 exons. The record is from RefSeq and is a predicted model, not a curated record. Gene Ontology annotation, molecular function: dipeptide transmembrane transporter activity.